Messenger RNA from Sclerotinia sclerotiorum 1980 UF-70, 852 nucleotides. RefSeq lists its product as hypothetical. Gene Ontology annotation, molecular function: F-box domain binding. Gene Ontology annotation, biological process: negative regulation of SCF-dependent proteasomal ubiquitin-dependent catabolic process; negative regulation of protein binding; regulation of ERK1 and ERK2 cascade. The transcript has 3 exons. Gene Ontology annotation, cellular component: nucleoplasm; cytoplasm. The record is from RefSeq and is a predicted model, not a curated record. Lineage: Eukaryota; Fungi; Ascomycota; Leotiomycetes; Helotiales; Sclerotiniaceae. Bases 1 to 852 code for a protein of 283 amino acids.
AUGACACCUACAAUGGAGUCGGGUAUGGAUUCGAGGGAGUUUUCAACAUGUCCCAUGGAGCAUAGAACCACCCCCACUGCCAUAUAUUCAUGGAGACCUCCAUCACCACCCCAUAUCCAUAUACCACCAAUCGUCAGUACGAAUGCUCCAAUCGUUUUAUCGGAAUAUCGCGGAUUGGAUGAUGAAGAAGAGACUCGAAAGAUAUUAAGCAUGAUCACAAAAGGUCAAAAUGUAUCUGUGGAAAGAUCUGACUGGAAAUAUGAGAUGCGACGCCAUAUUCAAGCCAUCUUAUCUUUCCUUUAUCUUGGACCAUCCUCAGGCGCAAGAGAGAUUGAAACAUUGAAAAGGGAAGGAAUCACCAUGUUACUUGUGAUCAGAGAUACUAUGACGGCACAGGCAAGAAUUUUGAGCGGCGCAAAGGUGGCACAACAGUUGGGCAUUGAAGAUGGUGCCGUGGAUGUUAGCGGAAACAUGGAACUUAUUGCCGCCUUUCCUCGAGCCAUUCAAACAAUAAAUGACCAUCUCAUUCGAGUAUUUAGACACCGGAAUCCUCAAGGGGUAAACAGUAGGCCAUUGGCUGCAACACCAAAGGUUCUUCUCUUCUGCGAAUCUGGAAACGAAAGAUCUGCUGCUGUCGCCGUAGCAUAUAUUAUGGCGACUUAUGAGUUAGGUCUGAUCGAAGCCAUACAAAGAAGUGUCACUCAAACCCGACAAGCUGAGGCAACUGUAUCAUUGAAAUCAAAGAGACGGCUCGAGGUGGAUGAUGAGGAUGGUGAUGUGGACAUGGGUCAAUCUCAACGGGAUGACUGGGAUAGAUUUGGUGGACGGACGAAGUUUAGUCCGUUUAUUUAG